UAAACCGGGAGACGAGCGAGAGGGGCCCUGGCGGUACCGGAGGGUAAAGACCCGGGCGCUUCGAGGCGGCUCGCCUAAAUGGCCCAGGCGAGUAUCUCGGUGACGGAGAGUCAGUUCCGGUGUCCCAUCUGCCUGGACGUCCUGGGGGACCCCGUGUCCAUCCCGUGCGGACACACGUACUGCAUGGCGUGCAUCAACGGGUACUGGGACCAGGCGGACCCGGGCCAGUUCCGCUGCCCGCAGUGCCGAGAGACGUUCAGCCCGCGGCCGGUGCUGCGCCGCAACACGGUGCUCGCCGAGGUCGUGGGCAAACUCAAGCUCGGCGAGGCGGCCGCGUCGUGCGACGCGCCGCUGGAGCCCUACCGCGGGGCCGCGGGGGACGUGCCGUGCGACUUCUGCCCGGCCGACAACGAGCUGAGGGCCGUCAAGUCGUGCCUGGUGUGCCUGGCGUCUUUCUGCCACCUGCACGUCUUGCCGCACCGCCAGGUGGGCACGCUGCGGCGGCACAAGCUGGUGGCCGCGGUGGAGCGCCUGGCGGAGCGCCUGUGCGCGCAGCACCGCCUGGGCCUGGAGCCGAGCGGCGGCGGCGGCGGCGGCGGCGGCGACUGCGAGGCGGACACCGCGGCCGAGUGGAGCGGCGACUGUCUCCUGUGCGAGUCGGACCAGGAGGAGAUGCACAGCGUGGACGCCCAGAGAGCCCGGAGACAGGUCCAGCUCCAGGAGUCUCAGAGGCUGAUUCAGGGGCGGAUCCGGAGUGGAGAAAGAGAGCUGGAAGAGUUUCAGCAAAGCCUGGAGUCUCUUAAAGUCUCUGCGUCAGCUGUGCUGGAAGACAGUGAAGCUCUAUUUGCAGACAUGGCCCUCCGUCUGGAGAAAACCAAGGCAGAGGUUCGUGCCAGGCUGGAAACAAAGGAAAAGACGAUGGUGGGGCGAGCUGAACGAGACAUAGAAAUGCUCGAGAAAGAUCUGGCGGAGCUGAGGAGGAGAGACCAGGAGAUCACCCAACUCCUAAAAACGGAAGAUAACGCCCAUUUUCUACAGACAUCACCCCUGUUAUGUGUCCCCUUCGCCACCGGACGGCGCCCCAGAGCACUCAGCCUCCCCACAGAGGCUUUCAGCGCGGCCAGGAAAGCCCUCUACCACCUGCGUUCCCGCAUGGAGGAGGUUUCCCGGGAGGAGGUGGACAAGAUCAGCCGCGCCGUGAAUGAGAGCUACGUGUCCGCUGGAGAGUGUGUGAAAGUGGUUCCGGUGUCGUUCCCGCUCUCCACGCUCUCUCUCCAGCCAGCUGACCAGAGGAUGAGGGCAGCUUUUCUCAGGUUUUCCUGUCGUCUGUCACUGGACCCGGACACGGCCCACCCAACCCUCGUUCUGCUGGAGGGCCCCCAGGGGGCACACUGUGGUGAGGAGCCCCAGUCCUACCCCCCUCAUCCCCAGCGUUUUGACUCGGUGGCCCAGGUGCUGUGCCGGGAGGGCCAGUUCGGUGGAGCCAGCUACUGGGAGGUGGAGUGGAAGGGCGGGGGCUGGAUCGACAUCGGCGUGACCUACCGCGGCAUCGGACGCAAGGGGGGCGGCAAACCCUGCCUGCUGGGACGGAACGAGAACUCGUGGAGGCUGAGAUGCACGCACGCCGGCUACGCCGCCUGGCACGACAACCGUAAGACCACAGUGGCGGCAAUGCCCUGCCCCAGGAUCGGCGUGUUCCUGGAGCGGCAGAAGGGGGCGCUUUCCUUCUACAGCAUGUCGGACACAGUGACGCUCCUGCACACUUUCCGCUGUACCUUUUCCCAGCCGCUUUACCCGGCCUUCCGGCUAGACCUCGACUCCACCAUGCUCAUCUGCCCCCAUGAGGCGGCCAAUGGAAACCUGCCCUAACCCAUCACGCACACACACACACACACACACACACACACCAACCACUCAGCCCUUUCGUUUGAGACCGCGUCCAUCCUGCAGUGGAGAAAGUGGGCUGUCCCUCUGCUUAUGUACAUUAUCGUCGAAGAAAUCUUUCGGCACGGAGACGCCACUAUGCAGGCAGACACGGGACAGUCAGGGAUCAGAUACUUUUCUUUUUUAUUCAAAAAUGUCAGUAUGACUUCUUUCUCCUUCCGUCUGUCUUGCCACCGAACCAAAGCAAACACUCGUAGCGAAACACUACCUGUUCUCUAUCAAAAAGGCCUCAUUUGGAGUUUAAAGUUCACUAUGUCUUGCAAAACCUCUGCUUUGGUAAAUAGCUCAUUUUAACAUGCACAAUCACAUAACCUAAUUGUCAUGUUCAUCUUGCCCAGCCAAUACCAGCUGAUGGUUUAAUAAUUACAAUAACAACAACAAA
This is a messenger RNA of Lampris incognitus (smalleye Pacific opah), 2326 nucleotides long. RefSeq names its product E3 ubiquitin-protein ligase TRIM47-like. The transcript is spliced from 8 exons. Gene Ontology annotation, molecular function: protein binding. The record is from RefSeq and is a predicted model, not a curated record. NCBI's taxonomy places the organism in Eukaryota, Metazoa, Chordata, Actinopteri, Lampriformes, Lampridae. The coding region runs from base 79 to 1869 and encodes 596 amino acids.